AUGUCAGCCAACAUUUCAACCUCAUUCUCAGAUCAACUUCCUCACUCCUAUUCCACCAUCUUCCUCAAAGAUAUGAGACUCCUUCACACAACUAGGAUAACCGUCGUCGAGUUCAUUGGCGCUCCUCCGCCAUACGCCAUCCUCUCGCACAGAUGGGAAGAUGAAGAGGUUACCCUCCGCGACCUUGUGAAUGGGCGUUCCCAACAAAUGAAGGGUUAUGAAAAACUUCGGAAAAGCUGCACCCUUGCAUCCGACCAUGGGUUCGAGUACAUAUGGAUUGAUACAUGCUGUAUCGAUAAAUCCAGCAGUGCAGAACUUUCCGAGGCCAUCAACUCGAUGUUCAAGUGGUAUCAAGACGCCGUGAUUUGCUACGCCUUCCUCAGCGACGUGUCUACAAGCACUCGCGCUCCCGCUACCUCCCGCCAGGAUCUGUACGAGAUAACUACCUCACAAUGGUUCACCCGUGGCUGGACCUUACAAGAGCUGAUUGCUCCUCGGGCUGUUCACUUUUAUAGCCAGCAGUGGGACUAUCUUGGUUCGAGGAACGCGGCCGCCGAAGCUAUUCAACUUGCCACUGGAAUCUCUACUGGAGCAUUACUUGGGCAGGACCUCUUGGGUAUAUCGAUCUACCAGAGGAUGCGAUGGGCAUCGACGAGAACGACAACACGACCUGAGGAUAUGGCAUACUGCCUUCUCGGGAUAUUUGACGUGAACAUACCCCUCUUAUAUGGCGAGGGGAAGAAGAAGGCAUUUCAAAGACUGCAGGAAGAAAUUCUCAGGAAAUCGACCGACUUGUCCCUCUUUCUAUGGACAAUACCCCGGGAAGAGGACCAGGACCCUGACUUGGAGUUUCGAGGUCUCCUCGCCGAGGACCCUUCAUGGUUUUCCACAAGCGGAUUUUAUGGGUUCGACGAAAGCCUGCGCCAGAGCAACUCGGGUAUCACAUCCUUGCAGGAUACGGCCAUGGCCAUCACCAACAAAGGCAUCAGUGUUCAGUGGACAAUCAUGCCAGUUCCAGCUGACCCUGCCAGGACGCUCCACCUUGCCAUGCUCGCUGGAUCAGGUGACAUCACGGGCGGUAUUGUUAUCCAGCAGCUGGAUCAAGAAGCCACUCAGUUUUGCCGCGUACUCUCCGAUAAGGUUAUCUGGCUCAUUAGGAGCGGGGAUAUUGCCGGCGUUCUCAACUAUGACUUAUUAGGGAGCACGGGGGGUCUACUGAGUGCGUCCCUCGACUCUGGGCCGAGGUCCUUCUACGUGAGUCCGCACUCCGACUCGUCGAACAAGCCGUCACUUCUUGGCGUGGGCUUCUCCUUCACUCGGCACAAGUGCAUCGAAGGAAAAUCCAGUCUGAAGGAGUUCUGGGCUGAGAAAGAAGGUCCUUCUGUAGAGUUUUGUCAAGAUUUUGUACCUGGAAGCUCGACUUGGGUUGCACGGUUUCGUCCUGAGCAAAUUUCCGAACUAUUCAAGACUUCAGGGGGAGCAGGUGCGUCAAAGGCAUUGGGAGCCUUGGCCAUAUCGGUUAAAGCUCGAACUAGCGAUGGAACGUACAUGUACAAGGCCAAACGUGAUCAUUGCGUGGUUGUUGGGGUCGACAUCUUGCCGCAAACAGUCAUCGGCACCACGAACACGUUCCUCGAGCCAUGGAUCGUCAAUACUGAUGAGGCAAGCCCAGAAGAAGCCAUCCGAGAUGUUGAUCGCCAUCUAGAACCGAGAAUGUGUAGGGAGGCUGACGUUGGUGAGGGAGAUUGCCGGUGUAGCCUGCGCAAGCUAACACGGGUUACGGGACUUUGGUACGAUAUCAGAAUCGCAUUAGAGGGUAAAUGGGAUGAUUGA
Molecule: messenger RNA, 1833 nt
Organism: Fusarium keratoplasticum
Lineage: Eukaryota; Fungi; Ascomycota; Sordariomycetes; Hypocreales; Nectriaceae
Product: HET domain-containing protein
Exons: 1
Coding region: 1-1833 (610 amino acids)
Source: RefSeq, a predicted model, not a curated record